AAAUUGUAAUAUAUUGUUUGAUGUAUUUAUCAUUCAAACUUGGACAUUCGAAAUAAAUAUACUGGAUUUUAAAACAAUUGUGGACUCUGUCAUUUUCAGGAUUUCGACAAAAAGGUGUAUCAACAGUCCCUAGUACGAGUAAACAACUGGGUCUUAUAAAACGGCCGCAUAACAAAGAUCAUAAAACAGUUGAAGACUCUUGGACAGAAAGCAUUUAUCGGAGGAGUGUUGGUUUAGCUUCAGAGUUACUACUCGACGAUGUACUUCCGACAGAUAGUGAAUUACAAUCUAUUUGCAGCAUCUUUGGUAAACGUUCUGAAGCAUUAAGGAAUGUUUGUGCAAACAUUUGUGACACUAUUCAAGAGAAAUUAAAAAACGGUAGCAAAGUGUGGCCAGCAUACACGCUUUCAAGUGACAAAAUUGUUUUUGUCGUAGAAAGCGAUAUGAUAUCGUCUGAUAUCGGAGUUAGUGACUUCAGAAUUCAUUUGAUUAAUUCUCAUAUCACAUUGGAAAAAGAAAGCCAGAUAGUAAUGUUAAAAGAAAAGGAAAUACUAGCUCUAUGUUACGAUAAGUUUGGUGUUGAGACAUUCGAAAUGCUCAAACAAAUUAUAUCGAAGAAUGCAGAAAAAUUAAUGAAUAAACAUAAAUUUAUCAAUGCAAUAACUCCAGGUGUUGCUAAAUCUAUUGGUUAUUUAACAUCUGGACAGCACAAGCUAAUUGAAACACCAUGUAUUUCAAUAUACGUUGAUAAAAAAGUACGGAACUUAAUUCCACUAGAAGAGGAGCCUAUACCAAGUUUAAUUGAUAAUUUCCCAACCGAUGUUUUAGAAGGGAAAUUUAAUUUCAUUUGCAAGGGACCCAAUGACUAUCAUAAAGUUAUAAAAAUGGGAUGUGGGAUCCAUGCUGGUGUGAGGACCAAUAACGGUGAUACGUUAGGUGGUACACUUGGAGCGUUUGUUAAACACAAAACCUUCGACCUAUGUUGCAUUACAAGUGCCCAUGUCGUUUUGUCAUAUGAAGAACUGCAGUGGAUAAAGAAGUACAGUUAUGUAGACUUUGGGGAAAAGGAAACGAAAAUGGUUUUCCAGCCGGCUUGUGAACAGUCGGAAACCUUCGGUAGAGUUGUUGCUGCCUCAUAUAAAGAAGGAGGGGAUCGCACACCAGGUGUUGAUGUGGCUCUAAUACAAAUUCAGAGUAGGAAACCGACCUCUGGGUCCUUCCCUCAUGCCAACAAAGGUUUUGACCUAGAUAAACCUUUUGUCUUCGAUUCCGGUAAUGUUAUUGACGCAAAUCUGUUACGGCCUAUGACGGAAGUGUAUAAAUUUGGUAUGACUACUGGACCAACUACAGGCUACAUUGGACUACAAGGUGCUGCAGUUCGUGUGGGAUCCAAUCACGUUGACGAUUCGAACUUUGGAGUUCGAUUGUAUAACCAACUAGAAAUUUUACCGAAACAUAAUUUAUCCUUUGCAGAAAUUGGUGAUUCUGGAGCACUUGCUUUCAUCGGACAUCCGGACUGUGCAGCUGCUAUAGGGAUCUUAGAGAGUGGUCUGCCCAAUGGUAAAAUAUUAGUUACUCCUAUAAUUGAUGUUUUAGAAGCCUUGAAGUGCCCACGUUACUUAUAUAGAUUUGAGCAGGACUCGGACUCUGGUAUAAAUUUACAAUUCCCAGAGAGCGCAGAGGGUGGAAACGUUGAGGAAGACAUGGAUUUCAGUUAAACAGUAGUCGUUUUAGGAGUUAGUACUUUAAUGUGACAAGGGCUGGCAGAAACAAUUAAACAAUUAAAACUGGCAUUGAUUGCGUGGUUGCAUUUUGUUUGGUUUAUUAAAAACGAAAGGCUAUAGUUGUAUCCGAAAUGAUAUUAAUACCUGGCCAAACUUUUUAAAUAAUAGAGCUCUAACUUCUUUUUGUGUGGUUGAAGUUAUAUGUGUAUCUUUAUAACAAAUAUCAAGUCAAAAGGUGAAGACAAAUAGCGUAGAGAAAAUAUUAAAAUUGGCUUCAGUAAAACAACUUGUUUCCAUUUCGUAUAACGUCGGAGUAUUCAUCAAACCAGUCUACAGUAUCGACUUUAGCGCCAAAUUUCAUAUAAAUCUUGCCACUAGUAGGAGAAAAUUAACGAAUGAUUACAGAGUUUAUGUAUGUGUAUAAUGCUUAAACAAAACACAUCUAUCAUUGUGACAUUUUUACUUAUAGCUAAACUGUCUUGAAAAAUGUGUUGUUUAUCAUAUAUAUAUAUUAGGACUUUAAGAGCGCAAUAUUAUUCCGCCGGAGAACGAGUAUUUCCCGAUGGAAAAAAAAUAACCUUUUUUAUUAUAUAUACUUAUCUACACGUAUAAUCGUAAUGUAAAUAUACUCAGCGUCACUGAAAUUUUACCACCCUAAUGGCCCUUAUAUUUUAAAACUCGCAUUGGACUGUGUUAAAAGCAUAACACGACUACAUUUUUGACGCAGCUGAGACGUCACUGGUGUAAAGAUUUGUCGAAUCCGAUUAACUACAUUUGAGGCACGGGCUGCACGUGCAAAAUGACUUUUUCCAGCAAUGUCGACAUGUUCGAAAUUUCUAUCGCAAAUCAAUCAUCACACUUGAAAGUAAGUGGACAGACUAAAAGGAAUACGUUAAAAAAACAGAAUAUCCUUGCUAAGAAUGCCACGUUAAAGGCACGAUCAACGCCAUUAGGCCAUUGGCAUGGUUGUCGCCGAACUUUCAUGUCGUGAAAUUGCACGUCGUAUGUGCUGUUCACACUUGACAGUCAUGAAAUGGGUUAGGAGACAUGAUCAGACAGGGUCUGUGAGUAAUAGACCGUGCACAGGCCAUGAAAAAGUGACGUCGAUAUUGUAUAAAAAAGUAAAGAGGUAUAUAUUAAGUGGUAAGUUUUCAAUGACGCCGAUAAUAUUAUGAAUUUGUUCAAUAGCCUGAAUAAGACUGACAAUAAUGGACAAAAUAAAAGUAAAUGCAACGUUGCAAAUUAAGUUACGUCACUCAUCCAUUGUUAAAUUCAAGCGUAAUAU
Mercenaria mercenaria is the source of this 3009-nucleotide messenger RNA. RefSeq lists its product as uncharacterized. The record is from RefSeq and is a predicted model, not a curated record. The coding region runs from base 444 to 1718 and encodes 424 amino acids. NCBI's taxonomy places the organism in Eukaryota, Metazoa, Mollusca, Bivalvia, Venerida, Veneridae. The transcript has 3 exons.